This is a messenger RNA of Otolemur garnettii (small-eared galago), 3312 nucleotides long. RefSeq names its product ras homolog family member T1 (gene RHOT1). Gene Ontology annotation, molecular function: calcium ion binding; GTP binding; GTPase activity. Gene Ontology annotation, biological process: small GTPase-mediated signal transduction; mitochondrion organization. Lineage: Eukaryota; Metazoa; Chordata; Mammalia; Primates; Galagidae. Gene Ontology annotation, cellular component: mitochondrial outer membrane. The record is from RefSeq and is a predicted model, not a curated record. The coding region runs from base 198 to 2324 and encodes 708 amino acids. The transcript is spliced from 21 exons.
GCCGCGCGCCGUAAUCCCCGCCGCCGCCCGCUGGGCCGGAGGAGGCGGAGCCGGCGCUGUCCCGGCUCCGGUGCGGGGAAGCAGCUGAGGAGGCGGCGCGGCGGGCCCAGGCGGCCAAAAAGGCUGGCAGGUGGCGCCGGUAGCGUGGGGAGAGCGGCGCCGUGGAGUGGGCGCACCCGGCGGAAGGAGUCCACUCCAUGCGUGCGGGCCGAGACCGGCCCCUGCGAGCCGCAGACAUGAAGAAAGACGUGCGGAUCCUGCUGGUGGGAGAACCUAGAGUUGGGAAGACAUCACUGAUUAUGUCUCUGGUCAGUGAAGAAUUUCCAGAAGAGGUUCCUCCUCGCGCAGAAGAAAUCACCAUUCCAGCUGAUGUCACCCCUGAGAGAGUUCCAACACAUAUUGUAGAUUACUCAGAAGCAGAACAAAGUGAUGAACAACUUCAUCAAGAAAUAUCACAGGCAAACGUCAUCUGCAUAGUGUAUGCUGUUAACAACAAACAUUCUAUUGAUAAGGUAACGAGUCGAUGGAUUCCUCUCAUAAAUGAGAGAACGGACAAAGACAGCAGGCUGCCUUUAAUUUUGGUUGGGAACAAAUCUGAUCUGGUGGAAUAUAGUAGUAUGGAGACCAUCCUUCCUAUUAUGAACCAGUAUACAGAAAUAGAAACCUGUGUGGAGUGUUCAGCAAAAAACCUGAAGAACAUAUCAGAGCUCUUUUAUUAUGCACAGAAAGCUGUUCUUCAUCCUACGGGACCCCUGUAUUGCCCAGAGGAGAAGGAGGUAACCUCCCAGAUGAAACCGGCCUGUAUAAAAGCCCUUACUCGUAUAUUUAAAAUAUCUGACCAAGAUAAUGAUGGUACCCUCAAUGAUGCGGAGCUCAACUUCUUUCAGAGAAUUUGUUUCAACACUCCAUUAGCUCCUCAAGCUUUGGAAGAUGUCAAGAAUGUAGUGAGAAAGCACAUAAGUGAUGGUGUGGCUGACAGUGGACUGACACUGAAAGGUUUUCUCUUUUUACACACACUUUUUAUCCAGAGAGGGAGACACGAAACUACGUGGACUGUGCUUCGACGAUUUGGUUAUGAUGAUGAUCUGGAUUUGACGCCUGAAUAUUUAUUCCCCCUGCUAAAAAUACCUCCUGAUUGCACUACUGAAUUAAAUCAUCAUGCAUAUUUGUUUCUCCAGAGCACCUUUGACAAACAUGAUUUGGAUAGAGACUGUGCUUUGUCACCUGAUGAGCUUAAAGAUUUAUUCAAAGUUUUCCCUUACAUACCUUGGGGGCCAGAUGUGAAUAACACAGUUUGUACCAACGAAAGAGGCUGGAUAACCUACCAGGGAUUCCUUUCCCAGUGGACCCUUACGACCUAUUUAGAUGUACAGCGGUGCCUGGAGUAUUUGGGCUAUCUAGGCUAUUCGAUAUUGACUGAACAAGAGUCUCAAGCUUCAGCCAUUACAGUAACAAGAGAUAAAAAGAUAGACCUGCAGAAAAAACAGACUCAAAGAAAUGUGUUCAGAUGUAACGUAAUUGGAAUGAAAAACUGUGGGAAAAGUGGAGUUCUUCAGGCUCUCCUUGGAAGAAACUUAAUGAGGCAGAAGAAAAUUCGUGAUGAUCAUAAAUCCUACUAUGCAAUUAACACUGUUUAUGUAUAUGGACAAGAGAAAUACUUGUUGUUGCAUGAUAUCUCAGAAUCGGAAUUUCUAACUGAGGCUGAGAUCAUUUGUGAUGUUGUGUGCCUGGUGUAUGAUGUCAGUAAUCCCAAAUCCUUUGAAUACUGUGCCAGGAUUUUUAAGCAACACUUUAUGGACAGCAGAAUACCCUGCUUAAUCGUAGCUGCAAAGUCAGACCUGCAUGAAGUUAAGCAAGAAUAUAGUAUUUCACCUACUGAUUUCUGCAGGAAACAUAAAAUGCCUCCACCACAAGCCUUCACUUGCAAUACUGCUGAUGCACCCAGUAAGGAUAUCUUUGUUAAGUUGACAACAAUGGCCAUGUACCCAGAGGAUCAUUACAGAAACAGACUCUCCCGAGACAUGGGCAACACUGAUAGAAUAGAGAAUUUGAGAAAAAUCUGGGUCUUUCUAAAAACUGCUUUCCAUGCCCGGUUACGCUGUAUGUGCACCUGCAACAGGUGCACAUUUUGCAUCUGUCAGAACUUCCUCAACUCAGACUUGCUGCAAUCUGUAAAGAACAAAAUCUUCACUGCAGUUCUUAACAGGCACGUGACACAAGCUGACCUCAAGAGCUCCACAUUUUGGCUUCGAGCAAGUUUUGGUGCUACUGUUUUUGCAGUUUUGGGCUUUGCUAUGUACAGAGCAUUAUUGAAACAACGAUGAUUAAAACAAAAUGCGGUCCCUACCAAAAACAAAUACUUUUAUGUACAUUCUGAAUGCUUUAAAUUCUGCUAGAAAUAUUGAGAUAUUUAUACAUGCAGAGUUACUUUAUUAAUAUUUGUAAUUCAUGCGUAAGAGUAUUUUAAUGAUAGAUAUAACUGCAGUAUUGGCUAGUAUAUGGAAAGAAACAGCUAACAGCCAAACUAAAAUGGCUAAAUUUCAGAGGCCAAAAGGGAAUAUUUUGUAAAUAAUGUACAUAUUCAGGCAAGAUGUGGUCUCCUAAACUGAGUACUAGAAAUGACGUUUCUAGACAUUUCUACGUGGUAUUGUUAGUGCUCACAGGCUCGCUCUCCUAGUUUUAAGUCAGUCCAGAGAUUGUAUUUACUCACGGAUCACUUAUUUAUUUCACAUUUACUCAGAACGAUCCUUUGGGUUCUGUAAGUACAUGUGGCACAAUUUGCCACUCUUCUCUCCAUUUUUAAAAAUACACAAGCCAGUGUCAGCUUACCAAGUUGACUUUCUUUCAGUCACUUCUGGUAGGCCAGCCUCGAAGCCAUCCUGCAGUCUAGAAAAUUGUAUAGCUGAGUAUGCAGCUCUUUUAAGAAAGAAGUAAGGUUAAAAGCAAUUAGCAGAGGUAUUAUCUAUGUGAUUAUGUUGCUUCUUUUGUCAGUAUGUUAAAUUUUAUAGCCCUUUCAAUCAAAUGAGGAAGACAAUUUGUAUAUUAUUGUUUUUAGUUUAAAUAAAGAGUCACCCUUACUACUGUUGAAUUUCUUCCCAAAGUGUAAAUCAUUCUAUAACGGCUGUGUCUAUUACAGUGUAUUAGAGUAGCUGCAUGUGUCAUGAAGUGUUCUAUAUCUGGCUAGGAUAACCUAGAGGCAGUACUUUUUUAAUAAUAAAAUAAAUCUAAUGAAUAUAAACUCUCACGAUAAACCUAUUUUUUCCAUCAUUGACUUUUUCAGGUAUUUAAAUAAAUAACUACUGUGUACUGUGA